Conger conger (European conger) is the source of this 10674-nucleotide messenger RNA. RefSeq names its product receptor-type tyrosine-protein phosphatase S-like. The record is from RefSeq and is a predicted model, not a curated record. NCBI's taxonomy places the organism in Eukaryota, Metazoa, Chordata, Actinopteri, Anguilliformes, Congridae. The transcript is spliced from 35 exons. Gene Ontology annotation, molecular function: protein tyrosine phosphatase activity; protein binding. Gene Ontology annotation, biological process: protein dephosphorylation. The coding region runs from base 234 to 6017 and encodes 1927 amino acids.
UAUAUUUGCACAAUAGAAACAAAAAGGAACAUAAAUCGGAAAGUUUUAGUUAUAUGCAGCCAGACUGAAGAAUAUAGAGAAAAGGAAGACAUGAAGCUAAAGGGUUUCUGAGCACAACAUUGGGAGGACGAAGAGGUUCUACGCAAAGCCCCCAUCUGCCCCUCCUUCCCCCCCACCCUUGCCCAACUGUUGGGGCUUCAGCUGUCCAGUCGGGUCAAAGGUCAUUUUCGAGCAUGCUGUCCACCCUCCACCUCCUUUGCCUUCUAGUGCCUCUGGUGGCCCUACUAGUGCUGCUUCCAGGCUGCAAUGCCUUGUCUGCCCCACGGUUCACGAAGAUCCCCGUCGACCAGAUAGGCGUGUCCGGCGGUGUUGUCUCUUUCAUGUGUCAGGCCGCGGGUGACCCCAAGCCCCGGGUGACCUGGAACAAGAAAGGGAAGAAGGUCAACUCGCAGCGAAUCGAGACAAUCGAGUUCGAUGAGGGUGCAGGGGCAGUGUUGCGUAUCCAGCCACUGCGGGCGCCGCGAGAUGAAAACAUCUAUGAGUGCGUGGCCAACAACAGCGAGGGUGAGGUCACCGUUACAGCCAAGCUGUCCAUCAUCCGAGAGGACCUGCUACCAAUGGGCUUCCCAAACAUUGACAUGAGCCCACAACUCAAGGUGGUGGAGCGCACGCGUACGGCGACCAUGCUCUGUGUCGCCAGUGGCAACCCAGACCCAGAAAUAACCUGGUUCAAGGACUUCCUGCCCAUUGAUCCCAGUGCAAGCGGUGGGCGAAUAAAACAGCUUCGAUCAGGUGCCUUGCAGAUAGAGAACGCAGAAGAGACCGACCAGGGGAAGUACGAGUGCGUUGCGUCCAACGUGGAAGGCGUCCGCUACUCUGCCCCCGCCAACCUAUAUGUGCGAGUCCGCCGUGUUCCCCCUCGGUUCUCUAUCAUGCCCACUAGUCAUGAGAUAAUGCCAGGAGGCAGCGUCAACAUCACGUGCGUGGCAGUGGGCUCCCCUAUGCCUUACGUAAAAUGGAUGCUCAACGCCGAAGACCUGACCCCCGAGGACGAGAUGCCGGUGGGCCGCAACGUCCUGGAGCUCAGCGGUGUCCACGAAUCGGCCAACUACACCUGCGUGGCUAUAAGUAGCCUGGGCAUUAUCGAGGCCGUGGCACAGAUCAUCGUAAAGUCCCUGCCAAAGCCCCCAGGGACUCCAGUUGUGACUGAAACAACACCGACCAGUGUUACGAUCACCUGGGACUCCGGUAACCCAGAUCCUGUCUCAUAUUACAUCAUCCAGUACCGUGCGAAGUCCCCCGACAGCAAGUUUGAAACCAUGGAUUUAAUCACCACCACCCGAUACAGCAUCGGGGGCCUGUACCCUAACACCGAGUACGAGAUCCGAGUGUCAGCCUACAACACCAUCGGUCAGGGUCCACCUAGCAACCCUGUGGAGACGCGUACCGGGGAGCAGGCUCCCGCCAGCCCGCCCCGCAACAUCCAGGCGCGAAUCAUCUCCCAGAACACCAUGAUGGUACGGUGGGAGGAACCUGAGGAGCCGAACGGACAGAUCAAGGGAUACCGGGUCUACUAUACCAUGGAUCCCACCCAGCCCAUGAGCCUUUGGCAGAUCCACAACGUGCAGGACAGCGGGAUCACGACCGUGCAGAGCCUCAUGCCCUCGAAGACGUACACCAUCCGCGUGCUGGCCUUCACAUCCGUGGGAGACGGGCCCUUCUCUGAUGCCAUCCAGGUUAAAGUCCUCCAGGGAGUUCCUGGACAGCCUGCAAAGUUCCAGGUGGGUAGGGUAUCAGACACAAGCAUCGAGCUGACCUGGGAACCUGCCUAUGACAAGGAGGGCAUCGUAAGCUACGAGCUGCUCUACAAAGAGGGCAAGUUCGGCGGCCAGAUGAAGAAGACAUUUGGCCCCAGUUCUUCCUAUACUGUGGAGGGCCUGCGAGCAAAUACAGAGUACUCCUUUUCCCUAGCUGCUGUCUCCAACAGGGGCAUUGGUGCAUUCACCAGUGAAGUUGUCCAGAAAACCUCCCAAGCCAGGCCAUCUGCCCCACCUCAAGACGUCAAGUGCACCAGCCCCAGCUCCACCUCCUUGCUGGUAAGUUGGCACCCCCCGCCUGCUGAGAGCCAAAAUGGCGCCCUGGCGGGGUACGUGGUGCAUUACCAGGUGGCAGAGGAGGAGGAUGGAGCCGAGCCCAUGGAGAAGCCCGGGGUGCCCCCUGCAUCAGGACAGGUCCUGCUGCAGGAGCUGGAUAAGUGGACGCAGUACCGAGUCACAGUGGCUGCCUUCACCUCGAAAGGCCCCGGUCCGGCCAGCCAGCCCAUUCUCUGCCGCACCGACGAAGACGUACCCGGAGCGCCCCCCCGUCGAGUGGAGGUGGAAGUUCUGAACUCCACGGCAAUCAAAGUGUCAUGGCGCUCCCUGUUGCCAGGGCGACAGCACGGCCAGAUCCGCGGCUACCAGGUGCACUACGUGCGCGUAGAGAACGGCGAGUCACGGGGCUUGCCCCGAAUCAAGGACGUCAUGCUCGCCGACGCUCAGUGGGAAAUGGAUGACACUGCCGAAUAUGAGAUGAUCAUUGGGGGCCUGCAGCCUGACACUACCUACUCCAUCACAGUGGCAGCAUACACCACCAAAGGAGAUGGUGCUCGCAGCAAGCCCAAGCUGGUGGUGACAAAGGGAGCAGUGCCAGGUCCACCACCCCUGUCGGUUACCCGGGAGAUGGGGACCACCGCGGUGGUGCAGUGGCGGCCCCCCGAGGCGGCUGGCCCCGGCUUGGAGGUGCAGGGGUACCGGCUGCAGUUUGGGCGCAAGGACGUGACCCCUCUGGCCACCCUGGAGUUCACCGCUCAGGAGCAGGAGUACACCGUCAGCAACGUUCACCGCGGGGCCACCUACGUCUUCAAAAUCUCCGCCAAGAGCCGCUCGGGGUUCGGGGAGGAGGCGUGGCAGGAGCUGACCGUCCCUGAGGAGGUGCCCAAGGGCUACCCCCAGAUUUCGGAGGGCCCUAACGCCACCUGCUGCUCUCUGCAGCUCUCCUGGCUGCCCCCCAUGCUGGCGGAGCGAAACGGAGCCAUCACGGAGUACACGCUGGCGUACAAAAUGGCGGGCGCGGCCGCCAGCCCCCGCGAACUGACUCUCCCAGCCAGCGAGUCUGGCUACACGCUCAGCGGCCUCGACCCCGACUCCGCGUACGAAGUGAAAAUUCGUGCACACACCAGUGUAGGUGCAGGGCCCUACAGCCCUCCCAUGCAGUGUAAGACGCUGGCCUUCCAGACAGAUGUUCCAAAGAACUUUACUGUGAAGUUUGUGACCAAGACUUCGGUGUUGCUGAGCUGGGAGUUCCCGGACAGCAAAUACCCCUACCGCUUCACGGUGGAAUAUAGUCGCCAGAAGAUCGAUGUAGAUGCCAGAUUAAGGAAAGCGUUGUUGACGAGCCUUCGGCCAAACACAACCUACGACUUCAAGAUCACCAGCCCAGAGGGCAACAUGGGGGGGCUGCGUCACCGCAUACAAGCCAGGACUGCCCCGCAAAUUCUGGGGAGAAAGCCAGAAUUGGACCAUAACCAUGACCUAGAGCCCACCCUAACCCUCAUCCUGCCCCCACUGGAAAAACGGGACAUAAUCAAGAACAUCUAUGUGGUCGUAGUCCCUCUGAAGAAAGGGAGGGGGCUCAUCAGGCACAUCAAGAGCCCAGAGGAGAUCGACCUGGAUGAGCUCUUGAAGGACAGCAGUCACAAGCACCGCUACGGCCGCACCUCCAGGCAGCGGAGACAGGUGGACCCCCGCAAGCCGUACAUAGCCGCCAGCUUCAAACCCUCCACCCUGCCCAGCUUCUUCACCCUGGGAAACCAGGCCGAGUACAACGGCUACGAGAACCGGGCCCUCGAACCCGGGCAGGAGUACGUCUUCUUCCUCCUGGCCGAGCUCAACACUACUGCCGGGAAGAUGUACGUGGCCAGCCCCUAUACGGAUUCGGUCAUUGCCCCGGACGUGGACCCGCUGCCCAUGGAUGGAGGGGACGGGCUGAUAUGGGUGGUGGGGCCUGUUCUUGCUGUGGUCUUCAUCAUCUGCAUUGUCAUCGCCAUUCUGCUGUACAAGAACAGCAAACGGAAGGACGCAGAGCCCCGCAACAAGUGCCCUCUGAACAACGCCGAUAUCAUGCCGCACCACCCCACCGACCCUGUUGAGAUGAGACGCAUCAACUACCAGACCCCAGAUUCUGGUCUGAGCAGUCCUGUAAGCGAACCUGGUUUUGACUAUGAAAGUAUGAUGAAUCACCCGCCCAUCCCGAUUUCGGAGCUAGCAGAACACACCGAGUUGCUGAAGGCCAACGACAACCUCAAGCUUUCGCAAGAAUACGAGUCCAUCGAUCCUGGCCAGCAGUUCACCUGGGAGCAUUCCAACUUGGAGGUCAACAAACCCAAGAACCGCUACGCUAAUGUCAUCGCCUACGACCAUUCGCGGGUUAUCCUCUCACCUGUCGAAGGCUUCAUAGGCAGUGACUACAUUAAUGCCAACUACAUCGAUGGCUACCGCAAGCAGAACGCAUACAUAGCCACGCAGGGCCCCCUGCCCGAGACCUUCGGCGACUUCUGGAGGAUGGUGUGGGAGCAGAGGGCUGCCACCGUGGUCAUGAUGACGAGGCUGGAGGAGAAAUCCCGGGUAAAGUGUGACCAGUACUGGCCCAGCCGUGGCACUGAGACCUACGGCAUGACCCAGGUCACCCUGCUGGACACUAUCGAGCUUGCCACCUUCAGCGUGCGCACCUUCUCUCUGCAUAAGAACGGCUCCAGUGAAAAGAGGGAGGUCCGGCAGUUCCAGUUCACCGCAUGGCCCGACCAUGGCGUGCCGGAAUACCCCACCCCGUUCCUGGCCUUCCUGAGGAGAGUGAAGACCUGCAACCCCCCUGACGCCGGCCCCAUUAUCACUCACUGCAGCGCUGGCGUGGGCCGCACGGGCUGCUUCAUCGUGAUCGACGCCAUGCUGGAGCGCAUCAAGCACGAGAAGACGGUGGACAUCUACGGGCACGUGACGCUGAUGCGCUCGCAGCGGAACUACAUGGUGCAGACGGAGGACCAGUACAGCUUCAUCCAUGACGCGCUGCUGGAAGCGGUGGCUUGUGGGAACACGGAAGUGGCGGCAAGGAGCCUCUACUCUUACAUCCAGAAGCUGGCGCAGGUGGAGAGCAGCGAGCACGUCACCGACAUGGAGCUGGAGUUCAAGCGCCUGGCCAACUCGAAAGCCCAUACGUCCAGGUUCAUCAGUGCCAACCUCCCCUGCAACAAGUUUAAGAACCGCCUGGUGAACAUCAUGCCAUAUGAGACCACCCGUGUGUGCCUGCAGCCCAUCCGGGGAUUGGAGGGCUCAGACUACAUCAACGGCAGCUUCAUCGAUGGAUACAGGCAGCAGAAGGCGUAUAUCGCCACACAGGGCCCACUAGCCGAGACCACAGAGGACUUCUGGAGGAUGCUCUGGGAGAACAACUCCACUAUCGUGGUGAUGCUGACCAAACUGAGAGAAAUGGGCAGGGAAAAGUGCCAUCAGUACUGGCCAGCUGAACGGUCUGCCCGGUACCAAUACUUUGUGGUGGACCCGAUGGCCGAGUACAACAUGCCCCAGUACAUCCUGAGAGAGUUCAAGGUCACAGACGCCAGGGAUGGUCAGUCCAGGACAGUGCGACAGUUCCAGUUCACGGACUGGCCAGAGCAGGGCGUGCCCAAGUCCGGUGAGGGCUUCAUCGACUUCAUUGGGCAGGUGCACAAAACAAAGGAACAGUUUGGCCAGGACGGGCCCAUCUCUGUGCACUGCAGUGCGGGCGUGGGGAGGACUGGGGUGUUCAUCACUCUCAGCAUCGUACUGGAGAGGAUGCGCUAUGAGGGUGUGGUGGACAUCUUCCAGACCGUCAAGAUGCUGCGAACACAGAGGCCGGCCAUGGUCCAGACCGAGGAUGAAUACCAGUUUUGCUACCAGGCUGCGCUGGAGUAUCUAGGAAGCUUUGACCACUAUGCAACAUAAAUAUAAGCAUCUCAUCGCCGAUUCCAUUGUCCCCCAGUCUUCUGAGCCAUGGAAACCUGCUUGAAUGUUUUGAUGACAACAACCUAAACUGAAUGAAAACUUGAACUCAAUUAUUUAAAAAAACAACAACACAACAGCAAUCAAGGACACAUUCUAUCUGGACUCACACACUGAUUGGAUUGUGGGAAGGUAUUACAGUGGAAACAGACAAUAUACAUGCCUUCUCAGGACCUAUCUGGUAAAGGAACCAAAAAGUGGCUCAAGAUGUAAGGAGGAAACAAUUUAAGUGUUGGACUGCUUACCUGGUCUCAAGUGUCCAGAUGCGGAAGAUACAGUACAGUGUUUCGUGAACAUCUGCUGCAAAUAUAAAUGCAGCAAGUUUUUUGCUAUUUAAAAACAAAAAACAAAGGAAAAACAAGCAAGGCUGUCUUGAAGGACUAAAAUAUAAAAUGGUUGUGAGAAGCAGGAAAAUAAAUAUUAAGGUACUGUUUCUAGAUCAGAGGAUUUUUCCAAGUUUUAUGGUGUACUCAAGCUAUCUGGGAUGUGUGCCCUUCAAUGUAGCUGCUGUGGACACAGUUCUGGUCACGAAGGCUGACUGAAGUGUCCACAGUCCUCUCACAAGUCUGCUGCUGUCACCUUCGCAAAUCCAAACCUUGUGACACUACAAAGGGCCUCUGCAUCAUCUGCAUCUGUCCAGUUUCACAGAGCCAAGAGAUGUGCUUUGUGCCAGUGGAGAAAAAACUUUUGUUUUAGACGAGGAAGAGAAGUGUCAAAGCCUGGUUAAUUUUCUCAAAACUCCAUGCCAACAAUGUCACUCCAGUUUUGCUUUCAUGGAUGAGUUCUGAACUUUGAGGCUGCUCUAGUACAGGAACCAGAGAGGGAAGCACAGCUUUUGGCUUGUUGAAGACAAACCCCAAAUCCAGCCUGCAGAGUCAUGACACUUUCUCAUUCCUUGGCAUUACCCAAAAGAGUUGUCAGCACUGGUUCAUGUAGAUGUGGCAUCAUUCCAUGGUUGACAAAGCUUGAGAGAUCAUAAUCAUGUUUUUUUUAUUUUUAUGAUGCUGUUUUUAGUAUUAUUUACUUUUUGUGCCACUGCUAUGUGGUCUGGUGUGUAGUGGACCAUCAGAGGUGACUGUAAGACAGAAGUAAAGAAGGGAUAGCAGGACUUUGGAGUGGUGUAGACACAAAUGUGGCCACGAUAGCCAGCGCCCUUUGCUAAUAUGUUACCGUGAUAGUCAUUAUUAUGAAUAUUAACAUCUACUUUCAUUUUGAUCGUGUCUAUACCAAACAUAGACAUAGACUUCUGAUAGUGUACCGCAAUGCAGCACUGCGGUGGUACACAGCCGAGGGGAAAUAUGAAGGUCUGCACUUAGCCUGUAUGAACCAUGAACAUUAUUCCAGUCAUCAGUGAUUAACGGAGAUGUCCGCAUGGGUCGAGAGUUGAGCUGAGCGUUCACAUCUUGGCCCUGCCAACCUAGACCUCUGCAUUUCAAUGUUUCAGAGCCGGGUGGCGGAGUUAUACGUGCUGUACUUUUCGAAGAAAAAAAAAGAUUGAACGGACCGCAAUGUUCCUGUUUGACUGCUCUCUGUCCUGAUGGCAGCUUCUCUGUGGUCAGACAGCACAAGGUUCUCCACCUGCAGAUGGGUCCAUGGUCUGGAUGCACCCAUAGAUGGAUCGACAGUCUCGCAGCUCAAGGAUCUCCACCGACAAAGAGUUCUACGAUUCGGAAGCACAAGGCCUUCCACCCACAGUCAGAUCCAUGACCUGGAAGCACAAGAUCACCCUAAAACAGAUCUAUGAUUCGGCAGCACAAGGCCUUCCACCCACAGUCAGAUCCAUGACCUGGAAGCACAAGACUCUAAACCAGAUGUACGAUUUGGCAGCACAAGGCCUUUCUUCCGAAGACAGGUACACGAUCUGGAAGCACAACAUCACCCAAAAAUGAUGAUUCAACAGCACGAGGCUUUUCCCCAGAGAGAAUCCCACGUCCUGGAAGCACAAGAUCACCCUAAAAAAGAUCUAUAAUUUGACAGCACAAGGCCUCUCACCCACAAAUUCACAAUCUGCAAGCAGCACAUCACUCUAAAACAGAUCUACGAUUUGGCAGCACAAGGCCUCUCCCCCAAAGACAGGUCCACGAUCUGGAAGCACAUCAUCGCACACAAACGGAUCCACCAUUUGGCAGCACAAGACCCUUCACCCACCAUUUAUCUUAAAUGGUCAGUUUGUUUGGGAAUGCUCAUUUUUGACACUUCGAAUCCACCCAGUGAUCUCCUGGACUUGGAAUGGAAACUGACACGAUUAAAAAACAUAAACAACAUGAGGCACCCAUCCAAAUACCCCUUUCAACUGGAGGGUUUUUUCAUUCUGUCAGCUGAAACUGCCUACAGUGGAGCUGAUUCUCCCAGUUAGGAAGUGAACAUGUCUGACUUGCAGUGGUGACCGUAUGUUUAUGAAGACUGCCGACCUACAAAAACAUUCUUCCAGGCAACAGAAUGAAUGUGUCUAUAUGCUUUCUGACGUCUGCUUUACUCAUAAACUGAAUACCUAACCCCCAAAAGAGUUUCCCUGGGGGGGGCAGUGCUUUUGUGUGAUGAACAGAUAUUAAUAGGUAUGUACACUAACAGUCAUAAAUGGAGCUGUGAUUAGUCUCUUUCUUAUUUCCAAAAAAGCCUUAUUGUUAUUGUUAACAUGAAACAUUAAAGUUGUAUUAUUUUCGUUGUUGUUUAACUUUGCUCAGACUUUUUUUACAGAAAUAUUGUUUGCAUUUUUUACAUCAGCAUGACAAAUGCUUAUUUGUUCAUAUUAUUUUAAAAGCCAUUCUAUUUUUCCAGUAUAGAGGUUAGUGUAAUGUGUGUUUGUGUAUGUAUAUAUAUACAUAUAUUUGUAUAAAUAUAUAUGCUCCUACAUACAACAUAUAUUUAAAGUCGGAAUAUAGAUCUAUAUCAUCCAGAAUGUUACUAUAUAUUUGGCUUAUAUUUUUAUGUUUUGUACCACUCAUGAAGUUUGAACUGAUCAUGUACAAAAUAUUUCUUUUUUUAGCUAUUUCUUUUCAUAACCUUGGGAAAUAUUGUGCGUUUCUUUGGAAACAAUGAAGGGAGGUGUCUGGCCAAGUGCCAUUACUGCAACCCUUUUUAAUUCCUACCACUUGGUAGAACUGCCGAUAGUGAAGGGAGAGUUGUAAUAAUUAUUGUUAAUAUUAUUAUUGAUAGUAGUGAUAGUGUUGGUACACCUGUCAUUUUUAAAGUUCUAGAUUAACUGAUCUACUAAACAUUGAAUUUCAUUAAUAAUUAGAGUAUUAUCAAUGAUGUAUUUGAUAGACUAAUUCUACUGUACAAGUUGAAUAUUCAUAGUGCAGUGUUUUUGUUUUUUUUUGUUUUUUUUUAUCCUUUGGAUUUUGUUUUAUAUUUCAUUUCUACUUUUUAUUAUUUGUCUGUACUAACAUGAAACCGUUUGUUUUAUAACAAUGACCCUGGAUAGAAUGUCUAUAAAUAAACAAAUACUGUUUUUUUUUUUAAUCUGUUGGACUUGACAGUUUGUUUUGAAAUACAAAAUAUAACUAUCAGCUGCUAUCUGCUAACCUGCUGGUGUUCUUCAGAAACCUUUCACCUUAAGUUAUAUAGAUUUUUUAAUUCUUUUUUUUUGUUACUGACUGUUCAUUUCUAUUUUGAACCAACUGGUCCCCUGGCUGUGCUUACCUAGACAUAACGUUCUACGUUGGGACGGAAGCUGAAGAAAGCCCCAGGAUGUGAAUGGUAAACAGGCCGUGCUGAGGGUCGUGUCACACAUUACGCAGGACAUAUCUACAGUGACUUCACAAAUAACUCUCUCUUCAUCAGUACACCUUAGAGAUGAAGGUGUGGGGAGCUGGUUCUCCCACUGCCUAGGCCACGUCCAGGCUAUAUCUUUAUUCAGUUCCCACCCCCCAUAGUCUGAACGGAAAUUACACGUAAAAUUAGAAGGGCUACGUGCAGAGUGCCUAAAAAGCUAUGUGUACCACAGUGCACAGUGGCUGUGGAAGCAUUGCCUGGCUGAAAUGUUUCACUCUGUUAAAGUGCUACAGGAUUUGUUUACCCUGGAAUACAAAGGGUUGCAUUAUAUGCCUCUGUUCUCAUCACUGCCUAUGAUAAACUGUGUUUGUGUUGUAUGGCAUUGUUAGAAUAUUUUUAUAGUGCAUAAGACCCCCUUUAUACUUUCAAGGAUGCAGAAUGAAUUCACAAUUGAUUUAAUUUUCCAGCAGACAAGGACCAUGCUAGAGAAUGCAAGUCCAGUGACCGAUAUACAAAAACAGAAACUAAUGUCUCUACAUUGCUAGAGGUUCUUCAUGUGGUGACAGGUGUGCUAGAAUUUUGACAUUCUGAGAACAGAAUUUUGUACUGACAUUAGAAUCGAUGAGGCUCACUCGAAAGUCAUGACCAUGUUCCAUUAAUUUAACAUCUUGUGAAGUUGCCGAAGAGUAAUCUACAGCAGACAAACAAAUGAAAGGUCCGAAACAAUACAAAAUCAGCCAAUGACAGGUGUGCACAUGAAAAUGUUUUUCUUUGUAUGUGGGCCAAGUGCUAUCGCCUUCAAAUUGUUACUUCUAACAAACAGUAAUUGGUUAACCACCGUGUAAUUAGAUAUGUUGACUUUGUAUUAAAGAAAAGGUUGUCUGAA